AUGGUCAGGCUCAGCUCUGCCUGCGGUUACUGCUGCUGUCUUCCCGAACUGGGUAGCUCCACACUUCUCUGCUUCUCCUUGACUCUGUCACUGUAAAAGGCUCUGGGAACAGUAGCUGACUGUCUUUCUCCCCUUUUGUUCCUAGAUGGGGAUGGUCGGAGACUGAAAGGAGCCAUCCAGAGGAGCACAGAAACUGGGCUGGCUGUGGAAAUGCCCAGCCGGACCGUCCGUCAAGCCAGCCAUGAGUCCAUUGAGGACAGCAUGAACAGCUAUGGAUCAGAGGGAAACUUGAAUUUCAGUGGAGUCCAUCUGGCAUCUGCUGGGCAGUUCAGUGACUUCCUGGGGAGCAUGGGCCCUGCACAAUUUGUUGGGCGUCAGACCUUGGCCACCACCUCGAUGGGGGAUGUGGAAAUCGGCUUGCAAGAGCGAAAUGGGCAGCUAGAAGUGGAUAUCAUUCAGGCUCGAGGACUGACACCAAAGCCCGGCUCCAAAACACUGCCAGCUGCUUACAUCAAAGCUUACCUGCUAGAGAAUGGCGUGUGCAUUGCGAAAAAGAAGACAAAAGUGGCUCGCAAAUCAUUAGACCCUUUGUACAAUCAGGUGUUACUGUUUGCUGAGAGCCCCCAGGGCAAAGUAUUACAGGUGAUAGUCUGGGGAAACUAUGGACGCAUGGAGCGCAAGCACUUCAUGGGAGUCGCCAGGGUCCUCCUGGAAGAACUGGAUUUGUCAACUUUAGCAAUUGGCUGGUACAAGCUCUUCCCAACCUCCUCAAUGGUAGAUCCCACUACAGGCCCGCUCCUGCGUCAGUCCUCACAGCUUUCCCUGGAGAGCACAGUGGGACCCUGCUGUGACAGGUCUUAG
Messenger RNA from Egretta garzetta (little egret), 861 nucleotides. RefSeq names its product regulating synaptic membrane exocytosis 4 (gene RIMS4). The record is from RefSeq and is a predicted model, not a curated record. Gene Ontology annotation, cellular component: cytoskeleton of presynaptic active zone; presynaptic membrane. Lineage: Eukaryota; Metazoa; Chordata; Aves; Pelecaniformes; Ardeidae. Gene Ontology annotation, biological process: positive regulation of synaptic transmission; regulation of membrane potential; calcium ion-regulated exocytosis of neurotransmitter. Gene Ontology annotation, molecular function: transmembrane transporter binding; small GTPase binding.